Messenger RNA from Plodia interpunctella (Indianmeal moth), 2460 nucleotides. RefSeq names its product protein CDV3 homolog. Lineage: Eukaryota; Metazoa; Arthropoda; Insecta; Lepidoptera; Pyralidae. Gene Ontology annotation, cellular component: cytoplasm. The transcript is spliced from 5 exons. The coding region runs from base 165 to 797 and encodes 210 amino acids. The record is from RefSeq and is a predicted model, not a curated record.
AUGGUAACACACUCUGCCAUUUAAAAAAAAGAAACAGUCGGCCACGCUUGCUACAGAAAUCGUUUCACGUUUUGGGGAUUAUUUUCCCCUACAAUUUCGUUCAAAUAUUGCUGUAACACUUAAUAAAUAGAAGAAAACACUCCUGUAAUUACUCAAAAUUCACAAUGGCAGAUUUAGACGAUUUCUUCGCAAAGAAAGACCGCAAAAAAUCGAAAGUCAAAAAGUUCGCGACUGCUGACGAAUUAGCUAAAAAAAUGGAAGACAAUAAGCAAAAAGUUGAUGUUCGGCCGAAGAAAGAAAGACCGGCGCAAGAAGGAGAUGAGCCUGGCAGAGCUGGGGAGGAGGAAGAAUGGAAAGAGUACGAGGAGCCAGUAAAAGACUAUACCGGUCUAAAGAUCCAGGUGCUCCAGGGCGGGAACGGAGCGCCCGAGUCCGGCCGGGACCCGGCCAGCGACAGCGCAGCCCCCGACCAGGGGAAACAGAAGGGGCCUUGGAACAAACCUACGGAGGCGGAGCAGCCGCCGCCGCCGCCGCCGGCCGCGGACGAGCGGCCGCGCGAGCCCCGGCCCGCCGCCUACGUGCCGCCCGUGCAGCGCGUGCGCCAGCCCGAGCCUCUGCGCCGCUCCAUGGCGCAGAAACACGCGCCGGACAUCCACAACGACGACUCGUUCCCGGUGCUGGGCGCGGGCGGCAAGCGCGGCGGCUGGAGCGCGGCCGCCGCCGGCGCCCUGCCGUCUGCGCAGCGCCAGCCGCUCGCGCUCGGCAACCGCUUCACCUCGCUACAGGACGACAGCUAGCCAGGUAAAUAAUAAGCAGCUCCGAGAAGCCAACAAGUGAAGUGAAGUGUCAGUAAAGACUUUUAAGCGAAGUCUGACGCAUACAUACACACAAGUAUCAAACCGAACAGUUCCGCUUUACGAGGGCUUGCCAGCUCUAUACAUUUUAAAGUCUAUGGUAAUGUCGCAAUGAUGAAGUAUAAUAAUACUGGAUAAAAAAUAAGAGGCGGUGAAUUUAAAAAUCGAAUAAAAGUAAUAAUCAUUUUAAAAGUAUAAAGUAAAUACUGGCAUUAAAUAAUGACGGCGAAUUCAAAAAUUGAAACGAAUUAGCGAGUAAUGUUUGCCGAAUUAUUAUUAGUAACAUUAGUUUCUAUUACAAAUUUUAUGCGAUCGGUUUUACAGACCCUUUUUUUAUUCGCCGCCAUUUCUCAGCCUAUUUUUCGCUGGCCAGUACUACAUCUGUGUAUUUUAUAUCUCAUGGAUAUAAAUUAUAGUAAGAUGAGAAGAUGGUUCCGUUUUGAAAUUCGGUGAAUGUAGAAAAGAUUAAUGAAACUCUAUAUAAAAUUUCUUUAACUGUGAUUUUUUAUUUAUUUUCUCUAAAUCUUCUUCGCAUUGUAAUUCUAAAUAAUACUUGUAUUUAUGAUUACUGCACCACAAAUUUAAAUUGUACUAUCAAAUUUAUUGUUUGUCAUCUCUAUUCACGGAGUUACAGAACAGAAUUACGAAAUAAAAUAUGUUGCCUUAUUUUUAAGGUAGAAUUUUAAACACAAAUUUGCCCCAAAACUUCACAACAUUGGGUAUAAAUAAAAGUUUGGCCCAAUCAAAAUUACCAAUAAGAGUGGCUUCAUAUAUUUUUAAACGUCGCUUCUAUGCUUGUGAAGCUCUGUGGCAAGUUUUUUAUAAUAGGUCUAUUUGAAAAUAACCAAACUCGUUUUCGAAUAUAAUCAUAGCUUCUUAUUUACUAGGAAAAUAUGCCGAAUCAAAAAUUAAAAUAUAAAAUUAUGUAAUAUAUUAAAGUAUUUCUACAUUAAAAAUUAUAAAUAAGGGGCUUUGAGUAUAUAAAGGAAAAAAAUUAAACGACUACCGUAGACUUUAAAAUCUCUGAGACACGGUGAAAGAAUAUCAAGUCCUAAUUUUAUAAGUGGGUGGGCAGUUGCUGUACUAGACAUAGAUAUAUGGUUCGAUGUCAAUAUACAAUCUAAUUUUCAUUAAUUUUUUUAUGGCCGAGUUUUUUUAUUUCUACUUUAGUAGCAACAACUGACAAUAAAAAUGCCUGGUUUCGAUGCGUAUUUACAGUGUUUUGAAUGAUCAAAUCAAAUUGUAAUUAAUUUUGAAAUUUCUAAUAAAAAUAGCAAUAAUAUGGCAACUGUCUAAAAAAAGUGUAAAACAAAAUAAAGUGUUAACUAUCAUAAUUGUUAUUUUUUAUGUUUGUAUUAAAAAUGGAUAAAAUGCCGUGGUGUGCGGGACGGGGUUGCCAUAUGAAAAUGAGCUGAUUAGAAAACUAUUGUAAAAAUGUACUCAAAUCUAAAAUAUAAAUUGUUAUGUGGCAACCCCACAAUGAAUUAUGAGUCAAGCGUGAAUUUCUUAACGUCGGCUGAGUUUGGUCAUCUGUACAAUAUUGCUGUUAUGUACCGUCUCUUUGGCAACACUGUAACAUAGUAAUAAAUUAUGUAUUUAAACUGGA